Molecule: messenger RNA, 425 nt
Organism: Manis javanica (Malayan pangolin)
Lineage: Eukaryota; Metazoa; Chordata; Mammalia; Pholidota; Manidae
Gene: COX7A1
Product: cytochrome c oxidase subunit 7A1
Biological process (GO): mitochondrial electron transport, cytochrome c to oxygen; regulation of oxidative phosphorylation; mitochondrial respirasome assembly
Cellular component (GO): respiratory chain complex IV
Source: RefSeq, a predicted model, not a curated record
CUCUGGGACAGGCGCGCGGCGGCGCGCGGGGGGCGUGGCCUGGGGCUCCCGGGCCGGGGGAGGGAGGAGGGCGCCUUCUGUCCUUGGGCUAAGGACUUGACUCCGGCCGAAGAAGAGGACGCAGGAUGAGGGCCCUGCGGGUCUCCCAGGCAUUGAUUCGUUCCUUCAGCUCAACCGCCCGGAACCGCUUUGAGAACCGUGUGGCUGAGAAACAAAAACUAUUCCAGGCGGACAAUGACCUCCCAGUGCACUUGAAAGGCGGGGGAACCGACAACAUCCUGUACCGACUGACUAUGACGCUGUGUCUCGGGGGCACUGUCUACAGUCUGUACUGCCUUGGCUGGGCCUCCUUCCCCCACAAGAAGUGAGACCAAGUCUGCAGGACCUGAACAAGCAUCAAUAAAUAUGGCUUUGUGGGUAACCCA